This is a messenger RNA of Trypanosoma theileri, 1245 nucleotides long. RefSeq names its product syntaxin 1B/2/3. Lineage: Eukaryota; Euglenozoa; Kinetoplastea; Trypanosomatida; Trypanosomatidae. The record is from RefSeq and is a predicted model, not a curated record. Gene Ontology annotation, biological process: retrograde vesicle-mediated transport, Golgi to endoplasmic reticulum. The transcript has a single exon. Bases 1 to 1245 code for a protein of 414 amino acids. Gene Ontology annotation, cellular component: endoplasmic reticulum; SNARE complex.
AUGAACCGCACUGCAGCUCUGCGUGAACUGUUUGACAAGAGUAGUCCGUAUAUUAGUGGAUGUGAAAAUUUUGUGGUGAUUGGAGCCCUUCGAGCACAUCCUUUUAAUCGAGCUCUUAUUCUUGUUGUGACUGCAGCGGAUGGGGCUCUACGGACCACACGUUUACGAAUUCGAGCAACUGUGCGUGCGAUGGAAGAAUGUACGCCUGCAAUUGCAGAGUUAGAGAGUGCACUUCUUUUGCAAGAGGCGGAGUUGCUUUCAGUUUCCAAUACAAUAAAAGAUCUACUGACUUCCAUUCGGGAGGCAGAAGAACAAUUGGAGAAAAAGAAGAGUGGAUGGGAUACUGUAUUGUUUCCAACAAAGGAGGAGACAAAAUUGUUAUCAUCUGUUAAGCCAUCAAUGCAAUUCUUGCAGCACUUGCAAGCAGCAUUGGAAAUUAUUGAAGGAGCAGUAGGUCGUAGUCGGUUACGAUUGGCGUUGUGUAAAGAGGAGUUAGUUCUAUAUAAACAAGAAAUGUUUGCGUUUGCACGGGCUGGUGUGCUCUCUUGUUUAGAUCCUGCAAGAAAUUCCAAAAGUAAUAAGGAAAAUUCCGUUACAGAAAAAGGCGAUACUAGUGGGAAUGGUAAUAGUAGUAAUAAUGAUAAUAAUAAUAAUAAUACAAUGGGAUUAUUAUACCCAAAACCCAUGAAAGGAAAUACGAGUUCAGCAGUUGCGGUAGUUUCUGUAGUUGAUCGAGUUAUAAAAGGAGCGGCAAAAACCGUAUCAUCUGCCCCACUCCCUGCAAGUACACGUGUAUUCUCUUUAAUGCGUAGUGGUGUUGGCGGUGUUGGUGUUGGCGGUGUUGGUGUUGGUGGUAUUAACUCUCUCUUUCAAAGAUCUUCUUUAGUUGAAACAACUUCUCCCAAAUUUGUUUACACAGCAGAAGAGGAAGAGCGGCUUACACAGGCUAAUGCUCUACUAGAGGAGCAGCAGAAGGAGGCUUCUGCAGAGGAUGCGAAGGCAGUAGAGGCGUCUGUGCGUGAGUUAUCACAAUUAACCUCACUCAUGAAUGAACAGGUGAUGCAACAGAAUGAACAGUUUUCUAUUCUAUUGAAAAAUACAGAGGCUGCGCAGAAUAAUAUGAGAAAAGGUGUUGGAGAAGUAGGUAAGACACUUAAACAAUUUUGGAACUCCACAAGACAGUUAAUAGCAUGUAUAUGGGUGAGUAUCUUUAUUCUGCUUAUAGCUAAUUGGAUCAUACGUUGA